Molecule: messenger RNA, 3213 nt
Organism: Sarcophilus harrisii (Tasmanian devil)
Lineage: Eukaryota; Metazoa; Chordata; Mammalia; Dasyuromorphia; Dasyuridae
Gene: B3GALT6
Product: beta-1,3-galactosyltransferase 6
Exons: 1
Coding region: 201-1208 (335 amino acids)
Biological process (GO): glycosaminoglycan biosynthetic process
Cellular component (GO): membrane
Molecular function (GO): UDP-galactosyltransferase activity
Source: RefSeq, a predicted model, not a curated record
GGGAGGGGUGAGCACCGCCCUCCGGCGCGUCACAGGUCCGGAUGACAGGGGCUGUGGGAGGCCGUCCCGCGCACGCGCAAUAGCAGCGCGCUGCCCCACAGCCCCUCGGCCCCCGCUCGCCAGAAGCCCCCUCCUCGAAACAGGCCGCGGAGGACAGCGGAGAGGAGGUGCGCGCGCACGCCCGCGUGCGGCAGGGUGCGAUGAACUUGCUGCGGCUCGUGUGCCGGCACCGCACGGCGCUAGCGCUGGCCGGCUUGGCGCUGUCCGCAGGCGCGCUGCUCUGGCUGGCCAGGUGCGCGCCCGAGGACCCGGCGCGGGUCGGCCGCGCGGCCGCCGCGGCGCAUGCGCCGGCCGGGGCGGGCGAGCCCGCGGAACGCGCGUUCCUGGCCGUGCUGGUGGUGAGCGCGCCCGCGGGCGUCGAGCGGCGGAGCGCCGUGCGCGGCACGUGGUUGGAGGGCGCGGGGCGGCCCGGGCCUCUGGCGGACGUGUGGGCGCGCUUCGUAGUGGGCACUGCCGGGUUGGAGGCGGCCGAGCGGCACGCACUGGAGCGGGAGCAGGCGCGCCACGGCGACUUGCUGCUGCUACCGCAGCUGCGCGACGCCUAUGAGAACCUGACGGCUAAGGUGCUGGCCAUGUUCGCGUGGCUCGACGAGCACGUGGCCUUCGACUUCGUGCUCAAGGCCGACGACGACACGUUCGUGCGCCUGGGCGCCCUGCGCGACGAGCUGCGCGCGCGCUCCCCAGAGCAGCGCGGCCGCCUCUACUGGGGCUUCUUCUCGGGGCGCGGGCGCGUGCAGACGGGCGGGCGCUGGCGCGAGGCCGCCUGGCUGCUCUGCGACCACUACCUGCCCUACGCUCUGGGCGGCGGCUACGUGCUCUCGGCCGACCUGGUGCGCUUCGUGAGCCGCAACCGCGACGUGCUGCAGCGCUGGCGCAGCGAGGACGUGUCUCUGGGAGCCUGGCUGGCGCCCCUCGACGUGCUCCGGGAGCACGACCCGCGCUUCGACACCGAGUACCGCUCGCGCGGCUGCAGCAACCUUUACCUGGUGACGCACAAACAGAGCCCCGACGACAUGCGCGCCAAGCAGCGCAGCUUGGCCCGCGAUGGCCGCCUGUGCCCGCAGGAGCUGCGCCUGCGCCUUUCCUACAUCUAUGACUGGGACGUGCCGCCCUCGCAGUGCUGCCGGCGCCGCGAGGGCAUCCCCUGAGUGCCCCAAGGCCGCGGGUCCGGAGCGGCAGGAGGACCUUGAGCCGCCGCACGGACUCGGAGGCCCCUCGAUGGGCGCGGCGGCGGGAGGAGGGUCAGCGCGGCGGCGGGAGGAGGGUCAGCGCGGCGGCGGGAGGAGGGUCAGCGCGGCGGCGGGAGGAGGGUCAGCCCGGCCGAGCUGCAGCGCCCACGCCGCCCCCGGCUGCCCCCUCGGCGUGGCCUGGGGGCGGAGCGGCAGCGAGAGGAGGACCGCGAGCCGAGCAGGGUACUGUGGGCUGCCGGGCUGGACGCCUGCCCUACUGGGGCCUCCCGGCGCCCCCCAGAGACGGCGCUUCCCCUAGAAGUAGGGGCCUCCCGGGUUCGCGCUUCUCCAAACCCUGUUUGGGGACCAGCUUCGCCCCCGGAGCGGGCUGAGACCGCCGGAGACGUCGCGUCGGAUGUUCGGACGUGAAACGUGAUUGAUUAUUUGCCAUCUCUUAGGUUUAUUUAUUGAAAGUUGCACACGGUGGUCACCGGACCUUGUCCUAAUUCUGAGCCAGGCCAGCCUCCCCAGCCCUGUUACCUAGGAAGGGGGAGAGAGACUUCAGAAUACCAGUCACUGAAGCUGACCUCUGAUUUAGUCAUUCAUGCCAAAGGAAUCAAGACUGUAUGUUCUAGGGUGGGACUGAAUAAAUUUUUCUCGUCUCAUUCUAAACAAAACUAACGCUUGAAGGAAAAAAAUCAUUUUAAUGGUUGAAAAGGAAAUCACUUUUUGACCCUUUUUACACCGUUGAGGUAAAAAUAUACUUGCCAAGACAAUUGUGACUCCUUAAUCUACUCUUCUGCAUCUGACACUAGCGAAAUCAGUUGUAGUAGGUAAAACUUGUUUGGAUUUUAUUUUGGAGUUAUUAUAUUUAAUGGGCUGCUGGCUGGUACGUCUCUAGGGGAAGGCAGUACUGUAAAUACAGGUCAGUGCUUAACUGUGACAUAUUUAUAAAUAUUGUGAAUGUGUAUAGUGAGGAGCUUAAACUGAGUGUGAGGUUCCCAGUAUUUGAGUAGUAGUUAAUGCUUUUAUUCUUCAUCUGUCUUAACAAAACUUCACAUCCACGGGUGUACAGUUUGUUUUUAGGUUCAGAGUUUUAUAAUCCCAAAUUGCUUCGUGUCCAUUUAAAUUGGCAAGGACAUAGGAACCAUCCAUUUAUCUUAACAGUUUACAUAUAUUGUCUCUUGUUAAAGCCUCUCCUUUUAAGGCUCCCUCGUUGAAGUGAAUAGUUACGAGCUCCUCAAACCAGGCAGUGAGAAAGGCUUCUCUCUCUUUAGCAUGGAUCUGAGCUUCUUCAAAUCCUGGAAAGACCCUUUUCUCAUGGUGAUACUAUUUCCUUUAAAAAAACAAAGAAAAAGGUUCCUAGGAAAUGACCCUGGCCAGUAGCCUCCCGUGCCUUUUUCUUUUUCUCUGGUAAAUGGAGAAAAAUGAAUUCUAGUCCUUGUAAUUAAAAUAGGGUAAACCUUCAUUUUAUUAACUGAUUGCUAAACUUAUUUUAAGUUUUUUUAGCGAUAUUUUUGAGACUUUUUCCUUUGUGGUUUGUACCUGAGAAGAUAUUAUGCAUUCAUCUGCUUACUAGACUUGUUAAAACCCAAGUUUAAGUCAUUUCAUUUUUAAACAAAUUUUAGGAGUUAUGAGGAUUCUAAAAUAAUUACAGUGUUUCUUCAAAUUUUAAGUUUUAUUUUUCUUUAUGAAAAAAAGAAAAUGGUGUAAGAACUUUAAAACCCCUUUUUCCAGGGCAGAGUGAGUGUUUACAUGGAAGAAGCACAAGCACAGACCCGGAGGGCCAGCAAUCUGUAUAACCUUGGGCAAAUAAGUACACCUCUGUCUCCCUGUGUAUAAAAUGUGUUCCCUGUGUAUAAAAUGAGGUGUUGUCUCCAAGGUCUCUACAGGACCUGAGCUCCAUAAGUCUAUGAGAUACAUUCAGUGGAAACAUCCAGAAGAACCAGUCCAUGUCAAAGAAUCAGAAUUAAAAGCUGCUUUC